Molecule: messenger RNA, 339 nt
Organism: Penicillium lagena
Lineage: Eukaryota; Fungi; Ascomycota; Eurotiomycetes; Eurotiales; Aspergillaceae
Product: LYR motif-containing protein
Exons: 4
Coding region: 1-339 (112 amino acids)
Biological process (GO): iron-sulfur cluster assembly
Cellular component (GO): mitochondrion; L-cysteine desulfurase complex
Source: RefSeq, a predicted model, not a curated record
AUGUCUGUGGCAACCUCGCACCGGAACACCGCCUUUCAAGUGCGGUCUUUGUUCCGUUCGCUUCUUCGCCAGUCAUCGGGGUUCUCAAAUUACAACUUCCGCGAGUACGCUCACCGGAGGACUGUUGACGGGUUUCGUGCACACCAGAAGGAGUCGGAGGAGCGCCGGAUACAGGAGCUGAUCCAGGAAGGGUUGCAGAACCUGCGCUUGAUGAAGAGACAGACGGUCAUCAGUCAGUUCUAUCAGUUGGAUAAGUUGGUAGUGGAAGGCCAGAAGACAGGCGAGGAAACAGGUCAUAAAGGGGGAAUUGUGCGCCAGAAGGAUACGGGGUGGGAUUGA